This is a messenger RNA of Panthera uncia (snow leopard), 7787 nucleotides long. RefSeq names its product VPS18 core subunit of CORVET and HOPS complexes (gene VPS18). Bases 344 to 3265 code for a protein of 973 amino acids. Gene Ontology annotation, molecular function: protein-macromolecule adaptor activity. Gene Ontology annotation, biological process: endosome to lysosome transport; organelle fusion; lysosome organization. The record is from RefSeq and is a predicted model, not a curated record. The transcript has 5 exons. Gene Ontology annotation, cellular component: HOPS complex; endosome. Lineage: Eukaryota; Metazoa; Chordata; Mammalia; Carnivora; Felidae.
GCGCGCGUCCCGGGGGCGGGAGUCAGCUGAGUCGCUGGGGCGAGGUUGGGAUCUUCUGGGAGCUGCAAAAGGAAACCAGUGAUCUUUUGGGGGUGGGAGCGGGGUGCAGGACUGCACCAGAUUCAAGGGAGAGGGCUCCGAAGUCUUCUCGCUCAUUAUAAGGCGAGAGCGAGAAAAUCCUCAGGAUCUUAAAGAGGAGAAGGGGGCGGUGGAUUGCCAGGAUCUGUCAGAGCCUUGUCGAGGCUGCGGAGACGCAGUUUCCAAUCUAAGGCGACGGGGAUCCCUGGGGGGAGCGCUGUUGGAAUCCCUGGGCCCGGAACGGCGGGCCCAGAGGCCGGGCACCAUGGCGUCCAUCCUGGAUGAAUACGAGGACUCCCUGUCCCGCUCAGCCGUCUUGCAGCCCGGCUGCCCCAGCGUGGGCAUCCCCCACUCGGGGUAUGUGAAUGCCCAGCUAGAGAAGGAAGUGCCCAUCUUCACAAAGCAGCGCAUUGACUUUACCCCUUCUGAGCGUAUCACCAGUCUUGUUGUCUCCUGCAAUCAGCUCUGCAUGAGCCUGGGCAAGGAUACCCUGCUCCGCAUUGACUUGGGCAAGGCCAACGAACCCAACCAUGUGGAGCUGGGACGCAAGGAUGAUGCCAGAGUUCACAAGAUGUUUCUGGACCACACUGGCUGUCACCUGUUGAUUGCUCUGAGCAGCACUGAGGUCCUCUAUGUGAACCGUAAUGGACAGAAGGUACGGCCACUGGCACGCUGGAAAGGACAGCUGGUGGAGAGUGUGGGCUGGAACAAGGCACUGGGCACCGAGAGCAGCACAGGCCCCAUCCUGGUCGGCACUGCCCAAGGCCAGAUCUUCGAAGCAGAGCUCUCAGCCAGCGAGGGUGGACUUUUCGGCCCUGCCCCAGAUCUUUACUUCCGUCCAUUGUACGUACUAAAUGAAGAAGGGGGUCCAGCGCCUGUAUGCUCCCUUGAGGCUGAGCGGGGUCCCGAUGGGCGCGGCUUUGUUAUCGCCACAACUCGGCAGCGCCUCUUCCAGUUCAUAGGUCGAGCAGCAGAGGGGACUGAGGCCCAGGGCUUCUCAGGGCUCUUCGCUGCCUACGCUGACCACCCACCCCCAUUCCGUGAGUUCCCCAGCAGUCUGGGCUACAGUGAGUUGGCGUUCUAUACCCCCAAGUUGCGCUCUGCACCUCGGGCCUUCGCCUGGAUGAUGGGGGAUGGCGUGUUGUAUGGAGCAUUGGACUGUGGGCGCCCCGAUUCCCUGCUGAGUGAGGAGCGAGUCUGGGAGUACCCAGAGGGAGUAGGUCCUGGGGCCAGUCCACCUCUGGCUGUCGUCUUGACCCAGUUCCACUUCCUACUGCUGUUGGCGGACCGGGUGGAGGCAGUGUGCACGCUGACAGGGCAGGUGGUGCUGCGGGAUCACUUCCUGGAGAAGUUUGGGCCGCUGAAGCACAUGGUGAAGGACUCCUCCACGGGCCACCUGUGGGCCUACACUGAGCGGGCCGUCUUCCGCUACCAUGUGCAGCGGGAGGCCCGGGAUGUGUGGCGCACCUACCUGGACAUGAACCGCUUUGACCUGGCCAAAGAGUAUUGUCGAGAGCGGCCUGACUGCCUGGACACAGUCCUGGCCCGGGAAGCUGAUUACUGCUUUCGCCAGCGUCGUUACCUGGAGAGUGCCCGCUGCUACGCCCUGACCCAGAGCUACUUUGAGGAGAUUGCCCUCAAGUUCUUGGAGGCCCGACAGGAGGAGGCUCUGGCCGAGUUCCUGCAGCGAAAAUUGGCCGGUUUGAAGCCAGCCGAGCGUACCCAGGCCACACUGCUUACCACCUGGCUGACGGAGCUUUACUUGAGCCGGCUCGGGGCUCUGCAGGGUGAUCCUGAGGCCCUGAACUUCUACCGGGAAACACGGGAGCGCUUCCGGGCCUUCCUCAGCAGCCCCCGCCACAAGGAGUGGCUCUUUGCCAGCCGGGCCUCCAUCCAUGAACUGCUUGCCAGCCAUGGAGACACGGAACACAUGGUGUACUUUGCCGUGAUCAUGCAGGACUAUGAGCGAGUGGUGGCAUACCACUGCCAGCACGAGGCCUACGAGGAAGCCCUGGCCGUGCUUGCUCGCCACCGUGACCCUCAGCUUUUCUACAAGUUCUCACCGAUCCUCAUUCGCCACAUCCCCCGCCAGCUGGUGGAUGCUUGGAUUGAGCUGGGCAGCCGGCUAGAUGCCCGGCAGCUCAUUCCUGCCCUGGUGAAUUAUAGCCAGGGUGGCGAGGCCCAGCAGGUGAGCCAGGCCAUCCGCUACAUGGAGUUCUGCGUGAAUGAGCUGGGCGAGACUGAGCAGGCCAUUCAUAACUACCUGCUGUCGCUGUAUGCCCGAGGCCAGCCCGCCUCACUGCUGGCCUACCUCGAGCAGGCCGGGGCCAGCCCGCACCGUGUGCAUUAUGACCUCAAGUAUGCGCUGCGGCUCUGUGCUGAGCACGGCCACCACCGUGCUUGUGUCCAUGUCUACAAGGUCCUAGAACUGUAUGAGGAGGCUGUGGACCUGGCCCUGCAGGUGGAUGUGGACCUAGCCAAACAGUGUGCUGACUUGCCUGAGGAAGACGAGGAACUGCGCAAGAAACUGUGGCUGAAGAUUGCACGACACGUAGUGCAGGAGGAGGAAGAUGUGCAGACGGCCAUGGCCUGCCUGGCCAGCUGCCCCUUGCUCAAGAUUGAGGACGUGCUGCCCUUCUUUCCUGACUUCGUCACCAUCGACCACUUCAAGGAGGCGAUCUGCAGCUCACUCAAGGCCUACAACCACCACAUCCAGGAGCUGCAGCGGGAGAUGGAAGAGGCCACAGCCAGCGCCCAGCGCAUCCGGCGAGAUCUGCAGGAGCUGCGGGGCCGCUACGGCACAGUGGAGCCCCAGGACAAAUGCGCUACCUGCGACUUCCCCCUGCUCAACCGCCCUUUUUACCUUUUCCUCUGUGGCCACAUGUUCCACGCUGACUGCUUGCUGCAGGCCGUGCGGCCUGGCCUGCCGGCCUACAAGCAGGCCCGGCUCGAGGAGCUGCAGCGAAAGUUGGGGGCUGCUCCAGCCCCUACCAAGGGCUCUGCCCGUGCAAAGGAGGCCGAGGGUGGGGCUGCCGCUGGGGGACCCAGUCGGGAGCAGCUCAAGGCUGAUCUAGAUGAACUGGUGGCCGCUGAGUGUGUGUACUGUGGGGAGUUGAUGAUCCGCUCUAUUGACCGGCCCUUCAUCGACCCCCAGCGCUAUGAGGAGGAGCACCUCAGUUGGCUGUAGGAGGAUGCUGUGCUGGAUGGGCAGGCCGUCGGGGGCACGUGCCCCUUCUUGGGAAGGCUACACCCUGGUCUGUGCUCCAUCAUCUGGAGACUCGCCCCAUUGUUGGGAAGAGUGGAAUUCUAGCUGUCACCGAGAGGUAUCAUCUGCCGCUAUCCAGUUCUUCAGAGCGGCCUUAGGGCCACUGUUAUGCCAGGCCAUCUGCCUGCCUCCCAACAGGGGGCCUUAGCCUGGAGAAGUCAGAAUUCUGACCCCAUCACCCUCUCCCCUCUAACGGUCCUGUUUUCCUUUUUACUCCCCACAGACAUCCUGUUCACCUUCUAGAGCGAGAGUACCAUUCUCCCUUUUCACUGCGUGGCUCUUCCCCUUCAGAGGAAGGCGUCUCCUGUGUCUGCCCCUAGGUCCCAGAGAGAAAAGGCAGCCCCUCCAAGUCCUGGGCGUGGAGGGUGGGGAAAGGUGGUACUGGUGGUGGGCGUGUCUUGUGUACGCUUUCUAGAGCUCUGGUGUGUGGGCGUGCCCUGGGGGACAGAGCCUCAUGGAGGACAGUGGGAGAUGAUGAUGGAGUGGGGAACAUUAAACUGCCUGCGCUGCGCUGGUGGUCCUGGAGUUGAUGGCUUUGUUGAUGCUGGCCUGAGUGGCACGUGAGUGAUCUCCAGGAGCACAGGAUGCCACAGGGAUGCCGCUGGGACCCUGAACACUUUCCAGCCUUGGACCUCGCUUCUUCACCUGAUGAUGUGACUGAUUUUGACAUAUUUUCUAUCUGUUUGCUUCCUUGUCCCUCUGCUCCAUCCUCUCCUUCUCCAGGCUCCAACUGGGAUUGGUGGCCCACCAUCCUCAGACCAAGCACUGUUCUUCCCUUUGGCCAGCAGGUGGUACUGCUCCCCACAGAAUCCUUCACACGGGCAGCUGAGGGCACUAAUUUUUCUUCCUUUUCUCCGCUAGUGCUUCCUCAGUCUGUUCCUUUCUAGUAUGUUCUGGGAAUCUGCACUGCCUCACCGUGAAUCCAAGCCCUCAUUCUUCCUCCCUUCACUAGCCCUUAUACAUGCGAGAUUUUGCUUGCCCUUGUCUUUGCCAACCUGGAUCCUUGCAUUCCCAGCUUCUGCCAGCUUUGAUACUGCCCUACCACUGUCUGGUAUUUGACCAUAUUGUUCAGAUCCAGUGUGGAGGUAGGACUGCCCCUGCCACCAUCCAUGGCAUUUGGCAGAUUUUUUUCCUCAUCUAACUUCUGUGACCCGCCCUCCCCCUCUGGACUACAUACACUCUUAGUUGUGGCUACCCUAAGGAGUCUGGAUCAGGGCCUUCCCGUGACAUCAGCGAGCACCCUUUGCCCUGUGGACUGGGGUUCACAGUCCACUGUUCAGCUCUAUAGGUGUGGUCCAUCAGCUGCUCAGACUGAAACAAAAUAACAAGUGUGUCUUCCUGGAAUCAGGCUGGGGUCAAGCCACCUGGCUGGUGACUACAUGCUUUUCUCUCUCCUGCUGCCUCACCCUUUCCAAGACUUUUAUCUCCUGCAGUCCUGGUGGAGUCUUGCCCUGCCAAGUCCCCCCAACCACUAGAACAACCCUGUCUCCUCAUGGCCUCUGCCAACCGGCAGGCUAGAAGCCGCCCGUCUUUGAUGAGUCUCAGACUCUCCGUCUUCUCCCAAAAGCAAGAGGGAACAAAUAGGGAGGGGUUGGUAAUCCCUGGGUGGGCAGAGAGCAUCCUAAUCCUGUUCCCUCUGUUCGAAGAUUUGGAGGCUCUUGCUCCCUUCCUCUCCCCAUGUGGCCUACCAUUUCCCACUGUCAGUGAAUAUUAGGUCUAAAUUUUGACCUGCCACUUGCAUGGUCACUUGCUUACUUAGAACAGCUUGGGUCUUCUUCUGUCUCUGCACAUAAUGGGUACCUAAUACAUGUUAGUUAAACAAACACUGCCCUAUUGCUCCCUCUUCCCAGUGGACUUGGCUAAGACAGCCUGGGAUGCCCCUGCCCCCUUCUGUCUUCUGAGCCUGCCCAUCUGGUCCUAGGCUGCUUCCUCUUUCCUGGAAAAAAAGGCCACAGGCUUCCCUGGCACUGACAGAAUGGGGUUCCGUUGAGUCAGGGCAAUGGGAAGCUACAGCCCUUAGAUCCCUGGAAACCAAGCAAGGCCUGGAAUGGAGGGGAGAGAGGAGGCCCUCAGGGCCUUGGCCCUAAGCCUGGGGAGGGCCAGAAGGGGGUGGAGUGGGGGAGCAGCUGCAUAGGCAGGGGCCAAGAUGAAUGAGCUGCUCCUGGAGCUGUCACUGGAAAUAGGAGGAGUGGUCACAGGCAGUGACGCUGAGAUCAGGGCAGGAGGCCUGUAAACAAGGAAGCCACCUGGGGGAGACUCAGGGCGGUCACUGGUCCUGGGGAGCAGGUGCUUCCUGAGGCCCGCCCUUGAGAGGGCUCUGGGGGGCUGCCUGGCCAAGUCAUCAGCUGGCACGAGGGGGCGCUGUCGACUGGCUUCCUGAAACCACCAGCUCCUUUCCACAGCUCCAUGGGGAGUGGCUGUCGGAGGGUGUGACAGCCUAGCGUCUGAGGCCUGGCUUUCCCACCGGACAGCCCUCCCUUCUCCUGUCCCCAGUGCAGACUGGCCAAGAGCACCAGCCUGGAAGGGAGGGCACAGGGCUCCAAGCCUGGCCAGCAUGGGUGUGAGUUUAUUCCCCCAGGACCACCAAGUCUUGAAUUCCCCCUUCUCCCACCCCAGGGCUCAGGUUGCAGGCUGGGCCCUCAUCAACCCCGUUGGAUGGGAGGGGGCUUGGAGGCCACCAGACUCCAGGCUGCCCUUGGCGCUGCCCCCCUGGCGCCAGGGAAACAAAAGGUUAGGGGGCCCAGAGGGAGUUAUCUGGCCCCACCACCACCAGGGGAGGGGGAGGGGGCCAAGAGGGGCAUACCUCCUUCCCACUCCCCCAGCUCUGCAGAUUCUUCGAGACACUUUCACAGGCGGAAAUUCCCAGAGGUCAGAGGAGGGAAACGGUUAAUUCCUUUUAUUCAAUGGGUCCCCCCUACACGCCUCCCCCCAGCUUCCUCCCUCCACUUCCCGCCCCCCCCCUGUGUGAACAGGAAGUGGAGAGGAAAAGGCUCCAAGCAGAGCAGCUGGGAGCAGGAGGCAGGGAGUGGGCGGCAGGCUUGGUGCCAGCCCUGCCCCUCAUGGUUGCUUGCUGGAGGGCCAGAGCCACUGUGGCCUGGGAAAGAACCUGCAGCCCUGCUGGUGAGUGGCAGCAGAGCCGGGAAACAGCCUAGCUUGGAGCCCCCUUCUCUCAACAUGCUCCUAGGGCAGAGGCUACUGCCAGGAGGGUGCAAGGCAUCCUCUGUCCAAGACCCAGCUGCCCUUGCCACUGCAGCCCCACCCCCACCACAGGCUGGGCAUCCUGAGGCUGGCAGGCAUCUCUUUAGGCAGCCGCCAGUCCUGGCACUGGCUCCAGCCACUCAGCCCCUUGGCCCUGCCAGUUCUUUGAAGCUCAUGCAGUGCUUCCUGUUUGGGGCAGGCGAUGCCAGAGCCCCUCCCCCACCAUUGUUCUGUGGAGACCAUAGGUCCAUCUGUUGCCCCAUGGUGGGGCCCCUAGGCAGUGCCACACGGGAGCAGCACCACAAAGGACCCUGCUGGCAGCUUUGAUUAUGUGGAGUGAGGCUGGGCCCCACAGCAGGUUGAGGGUGAAUGGUGGUCAGAGGCAGUCCUGGGGUGGGCAGUGGGAUAGAUGGAGGAUGUGAGGCGGUUCUAUUUAGUGGGCAGCCAGAGCCCUCGGCUUUCUCCCCCACCUGGAGUACAGAGAUGAUGAUAUUCAGGGAGCUAUACCUGCUGAUGCCACCAGGAGACAGGCACCAUUCUUAUGCCCAGUUUCCAAAAGGGAAACUGAGGCAGAGGGGCAAACUUUGGUCUCAGAAGGCCGAUAAAGGGGACACAAAGUAGGGUUCUUCUCUUAAGGGGAUUAGUGCUUCUCGAUGAAUGCCCUCUGAUUGGGUGCUUUCCUCUCCUUGAGCUGCUUUACCUUUUCUCAGCUUUCGCCUUGAAAUAGCUCUUGAGCUGAGUAGUCAGGAACCAUGAGGUCACCGGGAGGUUAGGGUGGCCCUAGGUUGGUGACCAGCAACCGGUGUCCACUGAGAACAAGCCCAGGCAGGCCCAGCAGAAGAAGAGAAAGGGGCAUUGGUCUGUGGCCCCGGGAAAAUGGGUGCUGCUCUUGGCUCCCAGUCUGCCUUGGCCAAAAGUGUGUUUGUGUUUCCCAGGUGUGGAGGCAGGUGCUGUGUAUCCCUGCAACUCACCUCCUCUGCCUGAUCUCACAGCUCUGACUUCAACCUGCUUCCUCCCACAGGGCUAGAAGCGCAGACAUGGUCUACCCUACUUCCCUUACCAGAUCCUCUGGCUUCCCGCCAGCUGAGGACCUGGACGACCUAGACCAUGCCUCCUGGAAGGUGAGAGCUGCAGAGACCUCAGAUGCUCCUGUUCAAAUAAAAGUCUUCAUGGAUGUCCUGAAAUUGAUAUGCUGUGUUUCCCUGGUAGACGCUGGGCUGGGAAGCCCACACCUCUAUUUACUGUC